This is a messenger RNA of Colletotrichum siamense, 1539 nucleotides long. It is a transcript of the gene ZEB1-5, whose product is annotated as FAD-linked oxidoreductase ZEB1. The record is from RefSeq and is a predicted model, not a curated record. Lineage: Eukaryota; Fungi; Ascomycota; Sordariomycetes; Glomerellales; Glomerellaceae. Gene Ontology annotation, molecular function: oxidoreductase activity; FAD binding. Bases 1 to 1539 code for a protein of 512 amino acids. The transcript is spliced from 2 exons.
AUGUCUGCAAACUGGACCAAUUCGUACACCCACCUUGAUGACCCCAUCGAGAUGUUCUCGCCCGUUUACCAAGGUCUGACGUGCCUGCCCCCGAACAUCUAUGACUCUGGAAACUGCACAAUGGGCGGCUUCCCUUGGUAUGUUAUCAAUGCGUCCACGCCCGAGCACAUUCAGGAGGGAGUAAAGUUCGCCAAAGAGACGGGUAUUCGACUCGUGGUAAAGAACACGGGACAUGAUUUCUCAGGAAAGUCGGGCGGUGGCCAGUCUUUGAGCAUCUGGACGCAUUACCUGAAAGACGUGGAGUACAUUCCAGAGAUGGUUGAUGAGGUGGAGGGGUACUCCGGUCCGGCGUUCAAGUGCGGCACAGGCGUGCAAGCCUUUGAGAUCUAUCGGAUCGCCCACGAGCACGGAAAGGUGGUUGUGGGAGGAGAAGGGCAGACUGUUGGCGUGAUGGGAGGGUACAUCCAGGGGGGUGGUCAUUCUCCCCUAAGCUCCAUCUACGGCACCGGUGCAGACCAAGCGCUUGCCUUUGAGGUCGUCACUGCCGAUGGCAGAUUUAUUACCGCAGAUCAUACGCAAAAUUCGGACUUGUUUUGGGCACUCCGUGGAGGUGGCGGCUCAACCUUUGGAAUCGCCACGUCCGUCACGGUCAAGGCGUUUCCCGAUGUUCCGACGACAGCAGCAGGAUUCAAGUUUUCAACGGCAGAUGGUCUUUCGAAUGAUACCUUCUGGUCCGGCGUGCGAAGCUAUUUCGACUAUUUCAUCGACAAUGCCGACAACGGAACAUACUCUUAUUUCAUCAUGCUUCCGAAUAACCCCAGUCCUGGGAAUUUCUUGUUCCAAAUGACACCCUUCUUCGCCCCCAAUAAGACCGCAAAGGUCGUGGAGUCUUUGCUGAACCCGUGGUUCACCGAGCUUCGGGAACUGGGGAUUGACUUUGAUCCUAACGUUACCGAAUACGCCUCUUUCUACCCUGCUUGGAAGGACUUCUUCCCGCUAGAAGUCGUCGAGAAGGUUAAUGUCCAGAGCGGCUCUCGUCUUUUCCCAAGGAAGAAUUUCGAGUCAGAAGAUUUGAGACAAGCGACCUUCGACGCCAUACGCACGUCUCUGGAAACAAACCACGUCUUCGUGGGAUUUAACAUUAAAGCUACGAGUCCGGAUAAUCCAGACAACGCGGUGAACCCUGCCUGGCGGGAAAACAUAUUAUUCGCUCUCCAGUCAGUGCGGUGGUCUGUGAAUGCCACUGCCGAUCAAAUCCUGGAAGCAAGAAAUGGGUUUACCUUCGGAGAUAUGCAGCGUUGGAGAGACGUCUCUCCAGGUGCUGGCUCUUACCUGGCGGAGUCCGAUCGCAUGGAGCCAAAUUUUCAGCAAUCUUUCUACGGAGACGAGAAAUACCCUCGCUUGCUUGAGCUGAAAAAGAAAUGGGACCCUGAAGAUGUGUUUUAUGCUGCAACUGCAGUGGGCAGCGAGUUUUGGACAAUUGAGACUGCCGAUGGAUUGCCUCAUGAGAAUGGAAGACUGUGUCGUGUUGAGGAGUAG